Zonotrichia albicollis (white-throated sparrow) is the source of this 5254-nucleotide messenger RNA. Lineage: Eukaryota; Metazoa; Chordata; Aves; Passeriformes; Passerellidae. The record is from RefSeq and is a predicted model, not a curated record.
AUGAAGAUCCUUCCUGGCUGCCUUCAUUUCUACUUCAUUCCUUUCUUACUCAGCGGGGCACAUGGAUUCCUAACGUGGAGAACACCUCCAGCCUUCCUGGUUUACAACUACUCCUAUUCAAAUCUCUCCUCUGUCUCAGAAGCACGGGCUCCAAAAACAGCAAGAGCUCUCAAUUUCUCACACAAUGCCAUUGAAAAAAUUACCAAGGGAGACUUGGAAGGAUUUGACUGGCUGGAAGUUCUGGACUUUUCCUACAAUCGGAUCAGGGCUGUUGAGCCUGGAGCAUUCCAGAGUCUGCUCAGCCUGGCUUCUGUGGAUUUAUCAUUUAAUGAUGAGAAGCUGCUUCUGUCAGAUCUCCCACCCCACCUGAAGCUCUCACCUGCUGGCAAAGCUCCGAGGUCUUUGCAGCUUUCCAGGAAUUCUGUCAGAUCCUCAGGGGCUGCUCUGGAGCCUUCUGCUCCUACAGCAGAGCUGUCACGUUCUGGAGUUCGGUCUCUCCUGCAAAUCCUUAGCCCCAGGCUCAGGAGAAGCCCAGGAAAUUUUCUUAGGAAGGGAGAGAGGAACUCAACAGCCCUUCCCACAGCCACACCUGAGCCCACCCUCUGUGGAACUCCCAUCAAUGGGACACUCAACCUGUCCCACAGCAACCUCACCCAGGACGAGCUGAUGUUAAAAUUGGAUGAGGAUCUCUGCAAAGCCCAGCUGGACGGGAUUUUGGAGCUUGACAUCAGUCACAACAACGUGGAAAUGGAUCUUCUGUAUCUGUUUACCCUGUUCUUCCACAUGGAAAACACGCUGUCCAUCGAUGCCAGCUUCAACAAGUUAACCAUUAACAUCCUGGAUCCUUCGUCCUUCUGUGAGUUCCCAUCCCAUCAGCUUUUGUUCCUGAACAUCAGCAACAACCCCAUCAACAGCCUGGAUACGCUGUGCCUCCCUUCCAGCAUCAAGGAAAUUGAUUUGUCCUUCACCAACAUCAGCCAAAUACCCCCGAAUUUUGCUAAAAAAUUGGUUAACUUGGAAAAAAUGCAUGUUCAAGGCAACCACUUCAUCUACAGAGCGUUCUCAGAAAGCGAGAACGCACUUCCAAUGUGUGUCCCUCCCCCUGGAACUGUGCACAUCAACGCCAUCUCCUUUGUCAGGAAGGAGGUGGGGACACCCAUUGAAAGCCUUCCAGACAAAGUGAAACACCUGGGGAUGUCCAACUGCUCCAUUGUGGAGCUGCCAGAGUGGUUUGCUGACACAGUGGAAGAACUGCUAUUUCUGGACCUCAGCAGCAACUUCAUUUCUGUACUUCCCAAUUUCCCCCCCUCCCUGCAGCAUCUCGACAUCAGCAACAACGACAUCAAAGUCAUCUCCCCCAGCCUGAAAUCCCUCUCCAACCUAACAAUAUUUAGGAUUCAAAGUAACAAAAUUACGGGUGUACACACAGAGCUUUUUCCACCAGCCUUAAAAAAAUGUGAUCUUAGUAAAAACAAGGUGAAGGUGUUGUCCUUAACUUCUGCCCUGGAGAAGCUGGAACACCUCAAUGUUUCUGGGAACCUGAUCACACGUCUGGAGGCUGCUGGCCACCUUCCUGCACUGACCAGCCUGGACAGCAGCCACAACCUGAUCCCAGAGCUGCCCGAUGGCUUCGGGGCAUCCCUCCCAGGGCUGAAGUACUUCAACCUGUCAGGGAAUAAGAUCUCCUUUCUGCAGCGUGGCUCUCUCCCAGCCUCUCUGGUCGAGCUGGACAUCAGCGACAACGCCAUCACCACCAUUGUGGAGGCCACGUUCGGCCCGCUGACGAGCCUCAGGCUUCUGGCUGUGCAAGGGCACCACUAUUUCUGUACCUGUGACCUGUACUGGCUGGUGAACGUCUACCUCCACGAUCCCCAGCUGGAGAUCAGGGGCAGGGGGGCCAUGAGGUGCAGCUUCCCCCCGCAGCGCCGGGGCUCCCUGGUGGGCAGCAGCCGCCUGACACUGCUGCGCUGCUCCCUGGCUGUGCAGCUGGCCGUGACCGCCGCCGCCGCCAGCCUGGCCGUGCUGGCCCUCACCCUGCUCUGCUGGAGGCUGGACGGGCCCUGGUACGUCAGGAUGGGCUGGUACUGGUGCAUGGCCAAGAGGAGGCAGUAUGAGAAGAGGCCAGAGAACAAACUCUUUGAUGCCUUCAUCUCGUACAGCGAGCACGAUGCCGGAUGGACCAAAGAGAACCUGCUGAAAAAGCUGGAAAAUGACGGGUUCAGGAUAUGCUACCAUGAGAGGGAUUUCAAGCCAGGGCAUCCUGUGCUUGGGAACAUUUUUUACUGCAUAGAGAACAGCCAUAAGGUGCUUUUUGUUCUCUCUCCCAGCUUUGUGAACAGCUGCUGGUGCCAGUAUGAGCUGUAUUUUGCCGAACACCGGGUCCUGAACGAAAACCUGGAUUCGCUCAUCAUGAUCGUGCUGGAAGAUCUCCCACCCCACAGCGUCCCACAGAAAUUCAGCAAACUCAGGAAACUGCUGAGAAGGAAAACUUACUUGAAGUGGAGCCCUGAGGAACACAAGCAGAAAAUGUUCUGGCAUCAGCUAAAAGCUGUCCUAAAAACAACCAACGAGCCGCUCGUGAGAGCCGAGAACGGAUCUGCUCUGGAGAUGCAGGAGCUGGAAUGAGACCCACGGAACUCUGAGGGCUGUGCCUGGACAGCCUGUGGUCAGAUAAAAGCAUUUACCUCCUGCAAAGGCUGCUGUGAUGCCCAGGGGUUUGUCUGGGAGACUGCAGCACACUCGUUAUUCCCUCUGAUAAAGAAUCCAGACCCGAGCACUGAUAAAAAGUGAUAAAAAAGAUUUUCCUCCUGGAUGCUUGAAUUUGACCAGCUAUUCCCAGCAUUUCUUUAAGUGCUGUGGAUGUGACCUGAAAGGAAGAACUGCUCAGGUCAUGCUGCAUGUCCUUGCUGCCUUCCUGAGGUGGUGGCAGUGAGGAGUGGUGUCUUAGGACUGAUUCCCAGUUCUGGGACACUUAAGGUGGGAACACGCCCUGUGUGCAGGUAGGAGAGCCACAAACCAUGCUGGUGCACAGGGAGCAGCUCCUUCCUUUGCUUUGGCAAGGGAAGAGUAAAGAUUGACUUAAUUUAGCCCUCUGAGGGAGGCUAAACCCACUCUGCUACAGACUGUGGGUUCAGUGACUGCUGCAAGAGAUGAGACUUGAAAAUCUUUUGUAAAUUCAGAAUAAAAUAUACAACCAGACAGUACAAAAAGGACCAGCUGAGUGUUGUGGUCUUUGCUGUUAAAUGACUGGGGUGAGCCUUGUUUAAUCACAAAUCUCUGGGGAAUAAGCAAGUUGUGUACAUUAUUGUUUAGAUUUAGGAAAGUUCACACAGUCACCCUGACCCACUUCCAGUGGAUUCAGUACUACCUCUGCAUGGGCCUUGCCCUCACUUAGUGCCACUUGAUAAUUUUAUUUAUUGUGCUUGGGAAAAAACAAAAGAAACUCAGCUGAUCCAACUCUCACAUUCAAGGGAAAUCAACAGACUGUGACAGAAAAUAAACACCAGGUGAGGACAAACUAUUUGGUUUAGCAUGACUUGGACUUGCUCCUGUGAUGAGCAAACACAAACAACUUCCCAGCAGAAAAUCCCCAGUCCAGGAAUGCAGCAUGUUUGGAACACAGACUGUGAAAAAUUCCUUUUCCAAUUCCAGUUCCUGGCUCUGCUGUGACAAAACCAGACCAACACCAACCUGUUUGCUGCCAAAAGGGAGAACAUGCAAAAAACAUCUCCACUGACCAAGAUCCCUUGGAACUCAGUGCAAACCCACCUUUCCUCAGCAAAACUAUUUGGCAUCAUCAGCUUUGAGGUUUUGUAUAUGAGGAUAAAACCCACAAUCCUGCAGGCCAGCAGCUGAAAAAGCCAACUCUUCACCACAGAGAUCUAGGGCUUAAAAAGACUGUGAAUUAUAGAAAUAUUAAAUAUUUUUGUUCAUUUAAGCAACCAGAAGUCGCUUGUUAAUGAGAUUAAUGAGCCACAAGUAAUUAAUCAGUUGUUUUUCUAAUAACCUUUAUGCUUUCCUCUUUCUAAAGCACUCAGUGGUCACAUUUCUCACUUCCUCUCUUCCCACAGACAGAGAAGUUGCACAUACAGCAAACCCCCAGAACUGCCUCUUGUAUAUUUUUCCCUCCAGUACGAUUUGUACUGAAGAGAAAUUCAAAUACAGAACAGCCAAACAAGAUCUCUUCAUUAUCUUUUGUGCCUAGUUUAGAAAGAACCACAUUAUUCAUUUAGAGAAAAAAAAAAAUCUGGGCAGAGAGAAAAGAUUUAUGGAAAUAAUUUCCAUUUUACAUUUGUAUUAGAAAGUUGUUCACACUGAUUUUAUUGCGAGAAAGCUGGUUUGAAUUAUUCAGAAUUAAUUAAUAUUCAGUGUUAAACAAAAAACAGUGUUCCAGGAGAAUCUUGAGAACAGUUUAGUUAACAAAAAGCCUGAACCAACAACUCACAGACAGCAAUGAUGUGGACAUUUUUUGUCUCUAAAGUAACAAAUCACAUUCCCAUCACUGUCAUUUUCCUGGAGAUGUGGCACUUUCCCAUAGCAAGGCAUCAAAAGCCUGUGGCACAAUUAUUUUGGAGACACUGCUGAAGUCCACAGAAGCUGAAAGGUGAUUGCUUAUUUGGAAGAGAUGUGGCCACUUAGAGCAAGAAAUGUCUAAUUUAAAUUAGACAGGGGGCAAUUCAGGGGAAUUUAAAUGCCCCUGAAUUGUUCUGCCUCCCAUGGAAUUCCCACAAUAAGAUACAACACAAAUGGGUAAAUUUAUUAAAAAAUACUUGACUUCUGUUAUUUGCUCACUGUGUAGACCAACAGACAAAGUUUCUAAGCAGACAGAUGAACUCAAACUGAUGUUAAGACUUAACAAAACUUCAAAAACUUGUCAUUCUGGUUUUAGAAAUGUUAGCAGCUGUCAGUUCUGACCGUCAGGAAUGGCCAAAUCCCAAUUUAUACAAAGUCAUGGGCAAAAGAGCAAGCAGCAACACGACUCUGUGCCUGACAGCUGACCAGUUAGGGAAUUCCAGAGGUGACUGUGCUCCUCCUGGUGUAUCAGUCACAUAAUAUUGCAAAACUUUAUCCUCAAGUAAAUGCAUAUAAUUAGGUAGUGCACGGUUAUUUCUAUCAGAUGUAAAACACUUCUCCAAAUUAUUUUGGGAUACAGAAUGCCACCAUCAUUAAAGUCAAUGCCCAGCAGGUAUUAAUAUAUGUACUGCAGAGGUUUGUCCCAGGGCCACACUUCUCAAAUGUCCCUCCCCAGAGGAAA